AUGUCUACUUCACCAAUGUCACCAAAUUCAAAAUCGAUAUCACCUACUAGCAAAAAGGUAGAAAGAAUCACAUUUAUAAAUAGAUUAGAAAAAGAAUUAGAGGGAAUAUGUAAAUCUAAUGAAAUGAUACUUGGUGCCGUACCAUUACAAAUCGACGAUUCAUAUAAUUCUGUAACAUCAUUAUUAAAUUGUUUAGAAGAUUUAAGACCACAAAGCCAAAAGAGUUUUUCAAAAUCAAAUUUAAAGAUUAUGGAAUUAGAAAAAUCAAUAAAUCAAAUUAAAACCAGAAUCAGAGAUAACCAAAUAAAAAAAAAUAAUAUACAACUUCAAAGAGAAUUAGAAAAAGAAUUAGAUACUAAAUUAUUACAAUUGGACGAGUUAACCAGAAAGUUUCAAACCUCUUUAAUGAGUUCUACCCAACAGCAACAGCAAAGUCAGCAACAACAACAGAUAAAUAUAAAUGAUAGACAAAAUUUAUUUAAAUCAAUCAAGUCCAGUUUAUCAAAUUUACAAAUUUCAAAUCAAAGAGUAUAUCAGUUAACAAAUUCAUUUUAUUCAACAUUAAAAGGAUAUUUUAAUUUAUUACUCGAGAUUUCAAAUAGAAUACCCGCAAUGAGAGGUGGCAUUGAUAUAGUUGGUGUUGUCAGUAUAGGUCAAGAUGAUAGUACAGAAAUUUUAGAAAGAAUGUGCGAUUCGAUUUAUGAAAGUAGUAAGGUUGCAUAUACAUUUAUGGGUGAGAUUCCUUCUUUUGAAAAACAAUGGUAUAGUUAUCACUUUAAAAUAUUUGAAAGGGUAAUGGACCGGGCAAGUGAGGAUAGUUUUGAUGAUACAGCAAGUAAUGGUAGUGGCAGGGGUAGCGGUAGAGGAAAAAAACAACAAAAAGGUAUUUUAGCAGUUCUAAAACGUUUCAAAGGUAGUUCAUAUAGACAGUCAAUUAAUUUAUUAGAGAAAAUUGAAGUUAUGGAGUAUGAAAAUGAAUUGCAACAAAGAUUAAAUCAAAAUUUAUUAAAUAAUACAUCACAAAUUUAUAAUAGUCAUAAAUUAAACUUUAAUCAACAAUCACCGCAACAAAAUACAGGACCCAAGGAUAAUACCAUUAAAAGACCAAUUGUAUAUGAACCAUUAAACUCAUCAUUCACAAUGAUGGAUGCUGUGGUAUUGGAUUUACAAAACCUCUUAUCAUUCCCAGAGAACGAGAUUAUCAAUCACAUUGACACUUUAAUAAAUAAAUGCCAAAUGCUAUUCGAAACCUUUAACCUCUUAAAGGCUAGAUAUUCCUAUUUCAAAGAAAAGCUUACAAGAUGGAUAGAUAACAAUUCAACUAUUAUCAGAGUAGCAUCUUAUGAAUGCGAUGCAGAGUCAUUCAAAAUACCCGAUUUUAGAUCAGUACCAGAUAUUCAAUAUAAAGUUAAAGUAUUAUAUAAGGUCAUGCAUUCCUAUUUCACAACUUGCCUUGUCGCAACGCCAAUGGUCUACUUAACACCAGACUCGUGGAAACUUUCAAGUCACUCUGAUUUCCGUUCAGAAAAAAGAGCUCAAAUAGAUAAGCUUUUAUUGGUAUUGAAAUCAAAUUAUCCAAUAGAUUAUGAUGUAUUAAGAAAGUUAAUUUUAGAAUUUACAGAUAUUUUAGUUUGUGCUUUAGAUAUUCAAAUCCCAUUAAUGUUGGAAGUAUAUGAAGAUGAUAGCACUUUAACAAAAAGAAAAAAUUGGUCCCACGAAAGAAAGCUAUUAAAAGAGACAAUUUCAAAAUCAAUACAUCAGUUAAAAUAUUAUCAAGCAUCAAGUUCCUCAGCUCCACCAGCUAGUUUAUCCAAUAGUUUUAAUAAUAAUGAAAAUAGUGCAACAUAUCAAGAGUUAUUAGGAUCAAGUGUAAAAAUGUUACAAAGUAUUAUGCUUCAAUUUUUUAAAUUUAAACCAAUAGGAAGACCACACCUUUACAAGAAUGAUCAUCAAUAUAAAUUAAUUUCUGAAUCUAAAAAAAGAUACGAUUACAGAACUUCAAUUUUAAUUUAA
This is a messenger RNA of Dictyostelium purpureum, 2013 nucleotides long. RefSeq lists its product as uncharacterized. The record is from RefSeq and is a predicted model, not a curated record. The transcript is spliced from 2 exons. NCBI's taxonomy places the organism in Eukaryota, Evosea, Eumycetozoa, Dictyosteliales, Dictyosteliaceae. Bases 1 to 2013 code for a protein of 670 amino acids.